AUGAAUCCCUCAGAGCCUCGGCUGGCAGCCUCAUCGAGCCAUGGCAGUAAGACCAACCACCAACACCCACCAGAACACCUCUCUGAAUUUUUUUCAUUCAUCAGCAAUACGAAAGGAAGCAAUGAGAGCCAGAAUUCUGGGGUCCCAGUUGCAUUACCGAGUGUAGCAGCCUCAAAUGCUAGCAGUAGCGGAGCUAGCGGGCACCGUGUGAUCAGAAGGACCUCCUUGAACACCAUUGAUACGUUCACAUCGUUUUCACCUUCGGUGCUAGACUUGCCCAACAUUUUGACUUCAAAAGACUUCGAGACGACCGUGUCGACAUAUAGCAAGGUGAUACUGAAGGCGCAGGGCCUCCAAAAGGCACUCGAUGAAGUUUCAAGGGCAACCAGUGAGUUUGGCCAGGCAUUAGAAGACUCCAUCAAUGAGAACCCCAAGAUUCAAAACCCAAGAUCUGUGCGUGAUGGGAUAAAUAACGCUGGCGGGCUCCAGAUCUUGAUCAGUACCAACCAGCAGAUCCUUGGACGGUUGAUUGGCGAAAAUUUUGAGAAACCUUUGAGGAGCGAGUUGGAGAAGUUGAAGUACGAGUACCAACAGAAUCAUAUCUACUACCAACAGGAGAUCAGAUCGAGGUCUAAGAUCUUACGGGAACAGGAGUUGAAGAAUAUCAAACUUUCCAAGCUGAAAACCAGAAAUAUUUCAGAGUAUAAGAACAAUCUUGUUGAACUUACCAAGCAAGUUGAAGAGAUCGAUAGGCUCAAGUACGGAUACUACCAUGAGAUCAACUUAAUGUUGGAGAAGUUCAACCAGGAUCAACUUUUAACAAGAACAGGAUCUCUUGUGCGGGCACAAUUAGAGAUAUAUGAAGGGAUCGCAAAGAAGGGUUGGUCUGGAGGUGGACUUGACGACUUAUUGUCGGUUUCCCCAGACUUGUUCACACAAGAUUCCGACCUUAGAGACCAGGCGAUACAGGAAGAAGAUGAAAACGAGUUGGAGCACCUUCACGGCAGUGAAAGUGAUAGAGAAGAUGAGGACACUGAACUUGCAGAUGCUGAUCGAACAUUUCAAUAUGAAGGCGACGCGGUGGAUACUAGCAGCGUGAGAGACUCCCCCAAUCCUGGAAGUCUCUUGGAGGAAUCGUCUCCCAGGGUGAUAGACCGAUCAAUGGAUGAGUCCUUUCUGCUCCCUGUAGUAAACAACUCCAAUUCCUUACUAGGAAUAAGACAUUCACAGCUGGACAAAAACGAACAGGAGAUUCCAGAGCAAGAUCAGUUGCAAGAAGAGGAAGAGGAAGAAGGAGAAGAGGACAAGGAUAAUCAGCUUCACCAUACAGAAAAUCUCCUCAGUGAAAUUGAAUAA
Molecule: messenger RNA, 1356 nt
Organism: Dujonia railenensis
Lineage: Eukaryota; Fungi; Ascomycota; Pichiomycetes; Serinales; Debaryomycetaceae
Source: the annotation of a GenBank genome assembly